Molecule: messenger RNA, 1278 nt
Organism: Capronia epimyces CBS 606.96
Lineage: Eukaryota; Fungi; Ascomycota; Eurotiomycetes; Chaetothyriales; Herpotrichiellaceae
Exons: 1
Coding region: 1-1278 (425 amino acids)
Biological process (GO): chromatin remodeling
Cellular component (GO): Swr1 complex
Molecular function (GO): nucleosome binding
Source: RefSeq, a predicted model, not a curated record
AUGCCUCUGAUCGAAGAGCUCCCGAUCACAUCAGGAGCGGCGCGGCCAUCUCAUGGCUGGCUAUACGUGCCCGACACGGCGGCGCCGGCGCCCAUACCUGCGGUGGCACUGGGCUCACGCAAACGAGGCCGAGACGGGAUGGCGAGCGCGCAAGCACAAGCGCAAGCGGCGCACAAGUUGUCGGCGAAGCAAGAGAAGGCCAUACAGCAGCGGCUGAACGAUCUGGCCAAAGAGAACCAUCGCGAAGCCAACAUUCCCGUGCCCAAGAGAGAUUCUGGCUCUGGCGGGCGAGUAGGAGGGGGAGGGGGAGUAGGGAAAGAUCGAAAAGGAAAAGCAACGCCGAAUGUCCGCCGCAUCCUGGCCUACAGCCGGACAUUCCAGCACUAUCUUGCCGACGAGGAGGCUGGAGUCAAUGUCUACGGGAGUGCUGGCAUCGUGGCGCCCGUCAUGGGCCCUCCACCACACUGGGCGCAUGGACAUGUGCAAAAGACGGCGGACUCGAGACGAUUAGGGACGGGGACAGCGACUGGGAAGGAAAAGAACAAGCAAACGCAAAAGGAAACGCAAAGACAAACGCAUACACAAAAGGAAAGGGAAAGGGAAAGGGAAAAGCAAACGCAAACGCAAACGCAAACGCAAAAGGAAAAGGAAAACCCGACACCGCGUCGCACAGGACCGCUGAAACAAACGGGCUCGACGAUGACGAAAGGCGUCAAGAGUGAGAAUGAGAAUGAGAAUGAGAAUGAGAAUGAGAAUGAGAAUGAGAAUGAGAAUGUCCGACCUAACGACGUGGACAUGUCGGACGCUCCGGCAUCAACACCAGCACCCUCAUCUACACAACCACAAUUGCAAUUGCAACAACCAGAGUCGCAAUCCACGACAGCAAACGAUCAAUCGUCCCAGCCACAGGAACAGGAACAGGGGUUGGAAUCGACGCCGACGACGACGCCGACGCCCAGCUACGACCCAGCAUUAGACCGCGACCCGCUCCUACGGACGCGCGACGUGCCCAAAAUGCCCUCGGAGCGCGUCAUGCUGGCUCUGCUGGCCGAGCCGCCGCUCAGCUACACGGCGGCGCGGGCGAAGCCGCUCGACGACCCGGACCGGUCGAUGCGCCUAGGGAGCAAUGCCGGCCUGGCGCGGCCUCCGCGCUGGUUCUGUACUGUCUGCGGAUACUGGGGCAAAGUGCGCUGCAAGCAUGGCUGUGGCGAGAGGGUGUGUGGCCUGCUCGAGUGCUGGAGGGCACAUGAGGGUGUUUGUGCUCUAGGUGUCUAUUGA